Molecule: messenger RNA, 2215 nt
Organism: Oppia nitens
Lineage: Eukaryota; Metazoa; Arthropoda; Arachnida; Sarcoptiformes; Oppiidae
Gene: Bulli
Product: regulator of MON1-CCZ1 complex-like
Exons: 10
Coding region: 173-2191 (672 amino acids)
Biological process (GO): regulation of autophagy
Cellular component (GO): Mon1-Ccz1 complex; lysosomal membrane; late endosome membrane
Source: RefSeq, a predicted model, not a curated record
UACGACUCGAUUGAUGUAAACAAAAAAUAUAUGAGAGUUUCAACUAUUAGUUUGUGUUUUGUUUUGUUUUUUAUUAUUAUUUUGUUUUUUUUGAUUAAAUAAUAAUCACUUGUUAUUGUUGUGACCACUAAUUGAUAUGACUUGUCGUUGUUGUUGUUGAUCAUUACCAACGAUGUCGUCGUCGUCAUCGUCGCCAUCAUCUGCUGCUUCCGCCUCCAACUCCAGAAGCGACCGACUGCUCGAACUGAGCGCCAAAUACGUCCGCUUCGAGUCGGUAUCUAAAUCGGUAAAUGUUUUCUACGAUGAGGCCAAUCAACAUGUAUUUGUGGUCAACAAUCGAUGCGCCGACGGUGUUAUUGUCGACAGUGUUGACCAAACUAUUGCUAAGUUUAAACUCGAAGACAGAGGCGAUGUGUUGUCCAUAAAGUUUUCGCCGGCCACCGAUGUGUUGGCCAUUCAACGAUCGGCCAAUACGGUCGAGUUUAUUAACUUUGCAAACGGACAGCCAAGUGAUCACUAUUCGCAACCAUCGAGAUCGAAGAAUGGCAAAGUCUUAGGAUUUGUUUGGACCAAUACUUAUGAAAUGGUUUACAUUACCGACAACAGCAUCGAACUCUAUCAAGUGGUUCCCGAAAAACGAAUCGUCAAAUGUCUGAAAACGUUUGCCAUAACUGUCUCGUGGUUUGUCUAUGAGUCUCAAUCAGCCGUCCUAUUGGUGGCCAACGGAACGUUUGCCAAUGCUAUACAAGUGUUUCAAUUUAAACCAAACACUGUGUUUAAGUUAACAAAAUUUGAAGUCGACUGGAGUGGUGGUAAACAACAGAAGACAACAAAAACUGGUUUAUAUGAGAGAGAUGUUGCCGUCACUAACAUUUAUGGCAAAAAUCGUUUACUAGUGCUCAAACAUCAUCCGGUAACCAAAGAGCAAAGUGGCGCCCAUAUUGUCAUCUAUACGUUUGCAAAAGAUUUAGAGCCUCAAAAAACUGAUAUUUUAAUGCUUAACCUAACCGGUCGUUUUGCUAUCAACAUAGUUGAUGAUCUGGUUAUAGUUCAUCACCAGACUAGUCAAACAUCACUGGUUUUUGACAUAAAUUUGCCAUCAAAUGAAACAAUAGGCAAUAUUAAAGUUAAUUAUCCGAUAUUUUCCAAUUGUACGAUAAAAGCAUUUAAAUUGGACGAUAAUAUUGAUUGUGAACUUUAUUCAACAAAUUGGGUUAUAUUUCAGCCAAAUAUCAUAAUCGAUGCUAAACUCGGUUGUCUUUGGUUUUUGCAAAUCAAUUUGAAGCAUAUGAUUGAUUUGUUGCCAAACAUUCAAAUUUUGAUCGACUUUCUUAUCUAUCGGCGAAACUCGAAGUCAUGUUUGCUUCGAGUAAUCAAACGAUUUAUUAAUCCGAAUCCUAACAGCGAAGAUAGUCCGCAAAACCAAUUGGGAAAUUUGUCGGUAGUUUUCAACAAAUUAAACGCCGCUUAUAGGGAAACAUUGACUUCAGAGAUGACAACAACAACAACAUCAUCAACAACAACAACCCAUACAAACCCGAACCAUGUAUUAGACACAAACAAACUGAAAGCCCGGUCAAUCAUUGAACAGAAGGACGUCUUUUCCGAAGUGUUUUCAGUUUUUGACGAACAAAAUAUUGGUUUGGAUCAAAACAUGAUAAUAUCGAUACUAUUUGAAUACAUCUAUUCAUUGUCGACAAAUCAAAUUCAAAUCCAAUAUUUUGUCUACGAAGUACUGAUCCGACAUUUGGUCCGUUCGGAACAGUACUAUCAAAUGCAUCAGUUUCUCCAGUAUCAUGUCUUUACCGACUCGAAACCACUGGCCUGUCUACUCCUAUCGCUUGAACCACACUAUAAAUUUGCUGUUCAACUGGCACUGGAUAUGUUGAAACGAUUGACGACAGCCAACGAAGAGAUAAUCGAAGUAUUGUUAUCGCAGUACCAGAUUUCAAGGGCCUUACGAUUCAUUCAAUCGCACGGCAAUAUCGAUAGUAUAUCUGCCCGAAAGUUUCUGGAAAUUGCCACCAAUUCUGGCGACAAUAAACUAUUUUAUUCGGUUUACAAGUUUUUCGAAUUAAGAAAUCUUCGACUUCGAGGAUCGCCAGCAUUUGCUAACGGCGAACAUUGCGAAACAUAUAUCGAACAUUUUAGCAAAUUGUUUGGCAGUACUUCCAGUCUACCUGUCCACUGAUCAACCAAUACAAACGGUUAAAAU